AUGUUUAGAAAAAUAUUUCGACUAUUCAGAUUUUCGACAGAUAAACAAGUAGACUAUUACAAAUUGACAGAUCAAAUUAUGAAUGCCCAAGUUGAAAAUGAAGAGUUGAAAUUAGCCAUAUAGAAAAUCAUUUUUGAUAUGAAAUCUGUGACUGAAAGGGCCUAUUAAUUUCCUUUGGUUGAAUAGGUGUUAUCUUCAGUCAAAUCUCAUUAUUUAUGUGUUGCUGCAGUGGAAUAAUUUGUUGGAUCUAUGUACACUCCAAAAAAUGAGCAAAUUACAUAAUUAUUUUUAACUCAUGCAAAAAAGAAUGCUGUUGAUGAGCCUGAAAAAUUGAAUACUGAAUAUUAUUUGUCAUAUCUGAAAAAACUAGAUGCAUCACAAAAAGGAGAUCAAGCCAAAUUUGAUGAUGCCCAACACCAACUAUUAGAAUUAGCAAAUAAGGGGAAUAAACCAGCUUAACAUUUAGUGGCCAAGGAAAUGUAUAAAGUAGCAAUGAAUAUGAUGCAAUCAAAAUAAAGAAAAGAUAGAGAGAAAUUAUUAAAGGAAGCAUAUAAAUUAUUUUAUGAUUGCGCUGAGAAUGAAUUCCCCCAUUCUUACUAUUAUAUUGGAGAGAUGGCAGAAAGAGGUGAUACUCCAGGAGGAAUAGAUUUGAAAUUUGCACUUGAGUGCUAUUUCAUUGCUGCAGCUUAUGAAAACCCUUAGGCAUUCUUUAAAUUAGCAAAAUUUCAUCGAGAGGGAAUAGUUUGCGAGAAGGAUCACAAUUUAGAAUUCCAUUACACCAAGAAAGCAGCUGAAAUGGGGCUACUAGAUGCUUAACACAAUCUAGGUGUCAUAUACAGAGAAGGCAGAAUAACGAAGAAGGAUGACUUUAAGGCUUUGGCAUGGUUUACUCAUGCUGGAAACUUGGGAUUCCCAUUAUCUUAGUUUAAUGCUGGAAUGAUGUAUUGGGAAGGUGCAGAUAAGAUCAAAACAAAUAAAAAGGCAGCCUUAGUUUGGUUUGAGAAGAUACAAAAAUCGGGAAUGAUUGAUGUUUCUUAAUAAAUUAGACAAUUGGCAAGGGAGAUUCAGAAGGAAAUAGAAGAAGAAUAAUGA
Molecule: messenger RNA, 1092 nt
Organism: Paramecium tetraurelia
Lineage: Eukaryota; Ciliophora; Oligohymenophorea; Peniculida; Parameciidae
Exons: 4
Molecular function (GO): protein binding
Source: RefSeq, a predicted model, not a curated record